Mangifera indica (mango) is the source of this 3026-nucleotide messenger RNA. RefSeq names its product CRM-domain containing factor CFM3, chloroplastic/mitochondrial. The coding region runs from base 118 to 2655 and encodes 845 amino acids. The transcript is spliced from 10 exons. Gene Ontology annotation, molecular function: mRNA binding. The record is from RefSeq and is a predicted model, not a curated record. NCBI's taxonomy places the organism in Eukaryota, Viridiplantae, Streptophyta, Magnoliopsida, Sapindales, Anacardiaceae. Gene Ontology annotation, biological process: RNA splicing, via transesterification reactions.
UUUCACCUCGUCGCCACCAGCCAACUGAAACUGUCUUCUUCUGCUUCUAUAUCUUUCAAUAUUCAUACGAUGAACCAUCGUCAACAGCAACGUUAAGCUCCACUUGAACCCCCAAAAAUGGCCUUUACGACAUGCAAAUUAACUGAAUUGCAAUUUCGAAAUUCACUCAUACAAUCCUUCCCACUCACCUCGCGCCCACAGUCUCAGUCGCUCAGCCUCCUCUUCUCGUCCACUAAAACGACAUCGUAUCACCUACUCAAACCCUUUUCUUCCCUACGUACCAACCAAAAUCCUAACAAACCCGACCACUUCUUUCCUGAACCUCGGUCCCCCUCCUCCGCCGCUCCUUGGCUCAACAAAUGGCCCUCCUCAAGCCCUCCAAUCGAUAAACCCCCCGAGAAGGUUUCCCAGUCCAAUGGAGACGAUCGAUUUGAUGAUAAAAGACAGAGAGAAUCGGAAUCUCAAACUCGCUACUUGAAUAAUACGGACAAAGGCCACAAUGCGAUCGAGCGUAUCGUUUUGCGGUUACGGAACUUAGGGUUAGGUCCGGAUGAUGAAGAUGAAAACGAAGACGAAGAAGAGGAAGGUUUUGAUUCCAUGCCGGUGACGGGAGAGGAGAAGUUGGAAGAUUUGUUGAAGCGGGAAUGGGCCCGGCCCAAUACGAUGUUUUUGGAUGAAAAUAACGAGGGAGAUGGUGAGUCCCUGUUGCCGUGGGAGAGGGAGGAGAAGGAGAGAGGGGAAAGGAAGGCGGUGGGAUUGAGGAGGACGGUGAUAAAGGCGCCGACCCUGGCGGAGCUGACGAUUGAGGACGAGGAGUUGAGACGGUUGAGGAGGAUAGGAAUGCAUUUAAGGGAGAGGAUUAAUGUGCCAAAAGCUGGAAUAACACAGGCGGUUCUUGAGAAGAUUCAUGAUAAGUGGAGAAAGAACGAGUUGGUUAGGCUCAAGUUUCAUGAAUUUCUUGCUACUGAUAUGAAAACUGCUCAUAAAGUUGUUGAGCGACGAACUGCUGGAUUAGUUAUAUGGAGGUCAGGAAGUGUCAUGGUGGUGUAUCGAGGAAGUAACUAUGGAGGGCCUUCUUUGAAAUCUCAACCUGUUGAAAGAGAAGGAGAUGCUCUUUUUGUCCCAGAUGUAUCUUCUGCUGAUACAGCAGCUAUGAGAAGUGUCAGUGGUGCAACUUCAAUUUCAGAAAAGAGUGAGCCAGUUGUCAGGAUUGCAGACCAGAAUAAGACCAUGACAGAAGAGGAAGCUGAAUUUAACAUUUUACUGGAUAGUUUAGGUCCCCGUUUUGAGGAGUGGUGGGGUACAGGAAUCCUCCCAGUUGAUGCUGAUUUACUUCCACAAACAAUUCCUGGCUAUAAAACACCUUUCAGGGUUCUUCCCACUGGAAUGCGAUCUCGACUAACCAAUGCAGAAAUGACUAAUUUACGGAAACUUGCUAGAAAAAUUCCUAGUCAUUUUGCCCUUGGGAGGAAUAGAAAUCAUCAGGGGUUGGCAGCUGCUAUAAUUAAGCUCUGGGAGAAAAGCCUUGUUGCAAAAAUUGCUGUAAAAAGAGGUAUUCAGAAUACAAAUAACAAAAUAAUGGCUGAGGAGCUGAAGAGUUUAACUGGAGGCACCUUGCUUCUCAGAAACAAGUAUUAUAUUGUCAUAUUCCGUGGAAAAGAUUUUCUCCCAACAAGUGUAGCUGCUACAUUGGCGGAAAGAGAGGAAGUUGCAAAGCAGAUCCAAGAUGUUGAAGAGCAAAUUCGGAAUAAAGUGUUGGAUGUAACUGCAUCAGGUGAAAAUGAAGUACCAGCACCUGCAGGAUCUUUGGCUGAGUUUUAUGAGGCUCAAUCUCGGUGGGGAAGAGAUAUAUCCACUGAAGAACGGGAGAGGAUGUUGGAAGAAGCGGCCAAAGCUAAGCAUGCUAGGCUCGUCAAAUGGAUUGAACAUAAAUUAGCUGUUGCCCAAGCCAAAAAGCUGAAAGCAGAGAAAUUGUUAGCUAAAAUAGAGGCCUCCAUGGUUCCUUCUGGUCCUGAUUAUGACCAGGAAACAAUCACUGAAGAGGAACGGAUUUUGUUUCGUAGAAUUGGUUUAAGAAUGAAAGCAUAUUUGCCUCUUGGCAUUCGAGGUGUUUUUGAUGGUGUCAUCGAGAAUAUGCAUUUACAUUGGAAGUACAGAGAACUUGUCAAAUUGAUUUCCAAACAGAAGACCCUUGCAUUUGUUGAAGAUACUGCAAGGUUAUUGGAAUAUGAAAGUGGUGGAAUACUGGUGGCAAUAGAAAAAGUUCCAAAAGGAUUUGUCCUAAUUUAUUAUCGUGGGAAGAAUUAUAGACGGCCCAUUAGUUUGAGGCCAAGAAACCUGCUGACGAAGGCAAAAGCGUUAAAGCGUUCUGUGGCCAUGCAGCGGCACGAGGCUCUUAGUCAGCAUAUAUCCGAGCUGGAGAGCACCAUAGAGCAAAUGAAGAAAGAAAUUGGUGUUUCCCUAGAUGUACAGGAUGGAAAUGCUGGGAGCUCAGAGGCUCAUGACCAAUUUAAUCAGGUUUCGGAAUUAAGUGAAAGUGAAGAUGAAGUUACAGUCAUGGAGUCUGAUGACAAUUUUGAUUCUGAAGAAGACUUAGAUUUUGAAGCUGAUGAAGACUCUGAAAUCGAUCAGUAUCCUCGUAGCAAAAACAGCUGACAAUUUCAUCCUGAACUUAAUGACUGGGUAAUUUUUUGUCUCUCUAUAUCCAAUUCAGGUUAAAUGAUGGUAAAUUUUUGAAUAACUUGCAUCACAUUCUUCUGAUGAUCAUACUUGUUUCUCUGCUGUCUCGAGUAUCAAUGGAGCUGAAGAUUCAUUACCAUUGCAUUGCGGACUUGUAACUCGAGAAUUGAGUACUCCAAGUGAGCUAAUUUGUCAGCCUCUCAGAUGAAAUAGGGCUGCGUUAGUUUUCAUUACCAUUUUGGCCAUUUGUUGGGAUGUUUAAGUAUGUGUAAACAAGUUAUCAUCAUGUAAGGGGCCAAAUUGAUAGUUUAAGUUUUUAAACCAAUCUAGUGGUUAUAUUUUUGUAA